GUUCAACUGAGGCUCUACCGGAACCCGACGAAGGACCGGGAUGACGGCCAGCGAGGAGACAAGGUCCGCACACAUUCGAGGAGAGAGGCGCUAUCCGCCCGUGGCUUGGCAAAGUCAAAGCACCCACUAUCACAAAGGCUUUUCGGGUUCAAAGGAAAGCCCCGCUAUCCCUCAGCCAUCCUACUAUCUGCAAUGACAAUAUCGUCACCGAGAAUACUUGACUUCGGCUUUCAAUCUAAGACCAGUGGUCUUUUCGCCCCCGUCAAAGAGGCCUAA
Molecule: messenger RNA, 276 nt
Organism: Dovyalis caffra
Lineage: Eukaryota; Viridiplantae; Streptophyta; Magnoliopsida; Malpighiales; Salicaceae
Source: the annotation of a GenBank genome assembly